Messenger RNA from Kwoniella botswanensis, 1311 nucleotides. RefSeq lists its product as uncharacterized. The coding region runs from base 1 to 1311 and encodes 436 amino acids. Lineage: Eukaryota; Fungi; Basidiomycota; Tremellomycetes; Tremellales; Cryptococcaceae. Gene Ontology annotation, cellular component: pre-snoRNP complex; nucleus. The record is from RefSeq and is a predicted model, not a curated record. Gene Ontology annotation, biological process: snoRNA localization; box C/D snoRNP assembly; maturation of LSU-rRNA from tricistronic rRNA transcript (SSU-rRNA, 5.8S rRNA, LSU-rRNA). The transcript has 2 exons.
AUGAAUCACCCUCUGCCACCUCGACCGAACUUCAUUCCUUCCCUAGGCGGUCCCUCCAAACCAUCCACCAUCCUUCCCACGCCCAAUGCCGCUGCCGCUCCCAUCAUCAAACCUACAGUACCACGUGUAGAUCCAACCAAAUGCUCUUCCUGUUCUUCCCCUCAACCUAAAUAUACUUGUCCAAGAUGUUCCAAGCGAUCCUGUUCAUUGGAAUGUUCGAAGAAGCAUAAGGCUGUAGAUGAUUGCUCUGGUGUAAGAGAUCCAACAAGUUUCGUGCCGCUUACUGCAUACGGUCAAGGAGCUUGGUCAGAUGAUUAUAAAUGGCUAGAAGAAGGUAGAAGGAAAGUAACUCAGUGGGGUGAGAAUGUAGGCUAUCACGAGAUGGUAAAUGCUACGAAAAAACCCUCGAAGCAUACGCAUACGGAGAAGAGGAAAGAUGGUAAGAUCGUCAAGAAGAGGAAUACGAAAAAAGAUUUGUUGAAGAGGGAAUUGUUGAUGGGUCAUAAUUGUCAUAUGGAAUAUAUGCCAAUGGGUAUGGAGAGGAGGAAUCUGAAUCAGUCAAGUUGGAAUCCAAGGACGAGACAGUUGUAUAUCACUAUUCACCUGACUAUCCCUACUUGUAUACUCGACCCACCAUCUUCAUCACAAACCAAGACCAUCGCCCAUACAAGAGUACUGUUCUCGUCUCCGUCUCCCGACAGAUCACCCCUUCCCACACUCUCAUCACUACUCACGCCCCUACCUCCAACUUCGUCCAAUAUAACAUACGUCCUUCCAUUCCAAUCCACCCCUUCACGGCCCGCACCAGACCAUACAAAAGGUCAAAAACUAUUUUAUCCGCCUCUCGAUCCACUGAAGCCUAUCGCAGAAGCUUUGGGCGGUACGAGCUGGGUGGAGUUCCCAAUUAUCGAAUUGAUGGAGAAGACCAAGUGGGAUGAAGGGCUACAGCAAGGUGAAUUCGUGGUAGUACCAUUGUCUCAACCACCUAUAGCACUUAGAUCGAAAGAUUCUGGCUGGGGGAAGAGGAAGGUCGAGGAUGUAGACAUACAGGAAGAUAGGGCGGAAAGCUCAAAGAAGGCAAAGAUCGAUGGGAAAGGGUUGAUGGCAUUGGGCGAUUAUGGGUCGGAUGACGAGGAUGACGUUGAUGAUGAUUUGGAUGACCAAGAAGAAGAAGAUGAUGAUGUUGCGGAUGAUAGUACACUUGAAGGUGACCAGGAUCACGAGCGGGAAGAGGGAGACGGGGAAGAGCCGUCGAUGGAGGUUCUACAAGCUGUUGGUGCUGCUUUGGUUGCUGAUCUAGGUGGAGCAUGA